UGACAUCACAGCUCAGAUUGCAGGCUAACUCUCACCCAGAAACAUUACAUUUAUUUAACAUAAAAUAAACCAUCUGUACAUGAAUACAACUCAGAAUGGAGCGAGGACUCGUCUGGAUGAAGUGUUUCUGACUGUAUGAAGGUAGAAGGUGUGUGUGAGCUGAAGUGAAUCCAGCAGCAUGGAUCAGUGUGAGGACAGAGAGGAGGGAGUCCUUCCCUCCAAAACCUCCCCGAGGGGAAAACCUGAGAGAGAAGAAGAGAGGAGACCUGGACCUGGACCUGGACCUGGACCUGGACCUGGACCUGGACCUGGACCUGAACCUGGAUCUGGACCUGAACCUGGACCUGGACCUGGUCCCAGCUGUGUGUCCUUGAAGAGUGACAGAUCCAAGGAUUUCAUUUGGGAUUUUAAAGAUACCCAACGUUCUCCCUCAGUGAGGAGACAAUCUGGACCUGGACCUGGACCUGGACCUGGACCUGGACCUGGACCUGGACCUGGACCUGGACCUGGUCCCAGCUGUGUGUCCUUGAAGAGUGAUGCAUCAAAGGAUUUCAUUUGGGAUUUUAAAGAUACCCAACGAUCUUCCUCAGUGAAAGUGGACCAGCAGAUCUCAGAGUCCCCCAGUGGUCCGUCUGUCCAGCAGCAUCAGACCCAGCUGGACUCCGUCUUUCAGCUGCUGGAGGACGACAUCGUCAUGUUUGUGAAGGACGAGCUGAAGAAUAUCCUGAAGGUUCUGAGUCCAGAUUACCCAGAAUCCUCAGAGAGUCUGGAGGAGGAUGAAGAUGAAGAGCAGAAGAGCAUCAGAGAGACAUUAAUGAAGAUCACAGUGAAGUUCUUGAGGAGGAGGAAGCAGGAGAAGCUGGCCGACCUCCUGCAGAGCAAGACCGUCGCUGCCGUUUGUCAAUCCAAACUCAAAGUUCAGCUGCAGAAGAAGUACAAGCAUGUGUCUGAGGGAAUCAUUAAAGCAGGAAAGACAACCCUUCUGGAGCAGAUCUACACGGAGCUCUACAUCACAGAGGGAGGGACCGGAGAGGUCAACCAUGAACAUGAAGUCAGACAGAUUGAAGCAGCUUCCAGGAAACCAGACGGAGCAGAAACAGCCAUCAGACAGGAAGACAUCUUUAAACCCCCACCUGGAACAGAUGAACAAAUCAGAACGGUGAUGACGAAGGGAGUGGCCGGCAUCGGGAAAACAGUCCUAACACAGAAGUUCAGUCUGGACUGGGCUGAAGGCAGAACCAACCAGGACAUCCAGUUCCUGCUUCCAUUCACCUUCAGACAGCUGAAUGUUCUGAAAGAGGAGAAGUUCAGCUUGGUGGAACUAGUUCAUCGAUUCUUCUCUGAAACCAAAGAAAUCUGCAGCUUUGAAGAGUUCCAGGUCGUGUUCAUCUUUGACGGUCUGGAUGAGAGUCGACUUCCUCUGGACUUCCACAACUCUACAUUCCUCAGUGAUCCCAGAAGGUCCACCUCAGUGGACGUGCUGCUGACAAACCUCAUCAGGGGGAACCUCCUUCCUUCUGCUCGUCUCUGGAUCACCACACGACCCGCAGCAGCCAAUCAGAUCCCUCCUGAGUGUGUCUCCAUGGUGACGGAGGUCAGAGGGUUCACUGACCCACAGAAGGAGGAAUACUUCAGUAAAAGGUUCAGAAAUAAGAAGCAGAGGAGGAGGAUCAUCUCCCACAUCAAGACAUCACGGAGCCUCCACAUCAUGUGCCACAUCCCAGUCUUCUGCUGGAUCACUGCUACGGUCCUGGAGAACGUCCUGGAGAAAGUCCUGAAAACCAGAGAGGGAGGGGAGCUGCCCAAGACCCUGACUGAGAUGUACAUCCACUUCCUGGUGGUCCAGGCCAAACUGAAGAAGGUCAAGUAUGACGGAGGAGCUGAGACGGAUCCACACUGGAGUCCAGAGAGCAGGGAGAUGGUGGAGUCUCUGGGAAAACUGGCUUUUGAGCAGCUGCAGAAAGGAAACCUGAUCUUCUAUGAACCAGACCUGAGAGAGUGUGGCAUCGAUGUCAGAGAGGCUUCAGUUUACUCAGGAGUGUUCACCCAGAUCUUUAGAGAGGAGAGCGGCCUGUACCAGGACCAGGUCUUCUGCUUCAUCCAUCUGAGUGUUCAGGAGUUUCUGGCUGCUCUUCAUGUCCAUCUGACCUUCAUCAAGUUUGGAGUCAACCUGCUGGAGGAACAGGCAACCUCUCACACAUCUGAAACAGAUGAUGAUGAUGAUGAUGGUGAUGAUGAUGAUGAUGAUGAUGAUGAUGAUGAUGAUGAUGAGACUCUCUUCUAUCAGACAGCUGUGGACAAGGCCUUACAGAGUCCCAACGGACACCUGGACUUGUUCCUGCGCUUCCUCCUGGGCCUUUCAUUGGAGACCAAUCAGAACCUCCUACGAGGUCUGAUGACAUCAAACCAAAGAAGUUCACAGAACAAUCAGGAAACUAUCGAAUACAUCAAGGAGAAGAUCAGUGAGGAUCUGUCUGCAGAGAGAAGCAUCAACCUGUUCCACUGUCUGAAUGAACUGAACCAUCGUUCUCUGGUGGAGGAGGUCCAACGGUCCCUGAGGUCUGGACGUCUCUCCACAGAUGAACUGUCUCCUGCUCAGUGGUCGGCUCUGGUCUUCAUCUUACUGUCAUCAGGAGAAGAUCUGGAGGUGUUUGACCUGAAGAGGUUCCGAGCUUCAGAGGAGGUUCUACGGAGGCUGCUGCCGGUGGUCAAAGCCUCCAAGAAAGUUCUACUGAGUAGCUGUCACCUCUCAGAGGACAUCUGUCCACUUCUGUCCUCAGUUCUCAGCUCUCAGUCCUCCAGUCUGACAGAACUGGACCUGAGCAACAACGACCUGCAGGAUUCUGGACUGGAGCAGCUGUGUCCUGGACUGGAGAGUCCACACUGUAAACUGGAGUCUCUCAGGCUGUCAGGCUGUCUGAUUUCAGAGGAAGGAAGUUCUUCUCUGGUCUCAGCUCUGACCUCCAACCCCUCCCACCUGAGAGAGCUGGACCUGAGCUACAACCAUCCAGGAGAGUCAGCAGGGAAGCUUCUGUCUAGACUGGAGGAUCCCCGCUGGAGACUAGGCACUCUCAGGGUGGAGCCUGCUGGACAACGAUGGCUGACACCAGGAGGUCUGAGGAAGUAUUCCUGUCAACUCACCGUCGACACAAACACAGUCCACAAACGCAUCAAACUGUCUGACGACAACAGGAAGAUGAUGUGUGUGGAGGAGGAGGAGGAGUAUCAGCCAUAUCCUGAUCAUCCAGACAGGUUUGGUCCCUGGUACCAGCUUCUGUGUAGAGAAGUUCCGACGGGUCGCUGUUCUCUGGAAAGCGUCUAG
This is a messenger RNA of Cololabis saira (Pacific saury), 3322 nucleotides long. RefSeq names its product NACHT, LRR and PYD domains-containing protein 12-like. The transcript is spliced from 12 exons. Gene Ontology annotation, molecular function: protein binding. The coding region runs from base 179 to 3322 and encodes 1047 amino acids. The record is from RefSeq and is a predicted model, not a curated record. Lineage: Eukaryota; Metazoa; Chordata; Actinopteri; Beloniformes; Belonidae.